Messenger RNA from Clonostachys rhizophaga, 978 nucleotides. NCBI's taxonomy places the organism in Eukaryota, Fungi, Ascomycota, Sordariomycetes, Hypocreales, Bionectriaceae. The record is from the annotation of a GenBank genome assembly.
CUCCAUGCCCACCUCACGGGGAGCAUUCGCCGCUCAACCCUCCACGAGAUAUGGAAGAGGAAGAAAGCCUCAAGCGCAACUGACCUUGAGGACCCUUUGAUUGUUAUGCCCGAGGGGAAGCAUGAUUUCGACCUAGAAACGUUCUUCCCUCUCUUCAGCAGCUACAUAUACAACCUCCUCAUCGAUGAGGAGUCGAUUCGGUAUGCAACUACUUCCGUGCUCAGAGAUUUCUUGGAAGAUGGCGUAGUGUAUGCGGAACUGCGAACCACUCCCAGAGAAACAACGCAGCUCACUGCUGAGCAGUACAUCGCCAUCACCCUCGACACCAUAGCUGCCUUUGAAAAGGAAAACCCAGGUCUGCACGUGCGGCUUAUCCUCUCUGUAGACCGCCGCCAUGAUCUAGCCAAAGCCUCAUCGAUUCUCGACAUCGCAUUGAGGCACAAGGGUAGAGUUGUCGGGCUGGACCUCUGCGGUAACCCCACCGCUCGCACGGGCGGCGGCAUAUCCCUCUUCACGCCCGUCUUCCAGCGUGCACGAGAAGCGGGCCUGAGCAUCACCGUACAUUUCGCCGAGGCUGAGGAGAGUGGAUCGAGGGAGGAGCUGGAUGUCCUGCUCUCAUGGCAGCCGCAGAGGCUGGGACAUGUCAUUUGGGAAGACGAGGUGGCGCGGGCGACGAUCCGGGAACGAAAGCUGUGCCUCGAGCUGUGCCUCAGUUGCAACGUCAAAGCCGGGAUGAUCAAAGGGAGUUUUGAAAGCCACCAUUUCGGCCAUUGGAGAGAUGUGGAAGGACCGCUUAUUUCUCUUGCGACUGAUGAUGUUGGUGUAUUUGGGAGCACACUGUCAAACGAGUAUAGCCUGGUGGCUCAGUAUUUCAACCUUGAUAAGACCGGAAUAUGUGCUUUGGCAAGACAGAGCAUCGAUGCUAUUUUUGGCGGCGACGAGGAAAAGAAGCGCUUGCGGGAGAUUAUGUGGUCAUGA